Molecule: messenger RNA, 1817 nt
Organism: Arachis stenosperma
Lineage: Eukaryota; Viridiplantae; Streptophyta; Magnoliopsida; Fabales; Fabaceae
Product: F-box/FBD/LRR-repeat protein At4g26340-like
Exons: 4
Coding region: 201-1580 (459 amino acids)
Molecular function (GO): protein binding
Source: RefSeq, a predicted model, not a curated record
GUUCAAUUUAUACCCCCUUCUCCUCUCAGUCUCUCACACAGACAAACACACAAGUGGCCAGUCCCCUAACCAUCUCCGCGACCGGCCUCGACUCCCAAGCAACCACCAUGCCACCGCCCAAGAUUCCACAGUAAACGGUUAACAGAUCCACUCACAACUCAGAAAUCAUCGUCAGCUCCGAAACCGUUGUGGUGUCGACAAUGGGGAAACGGAAGCCAAAGAAAUCAACAAAGACGGCAACCCCAAAAAUAGACCUAAUCAGUAACUUACCGAAUUUCUUGCUUUUCCAUAUUCUCUCGUUCCUCCCAACAAGAUGUGCAAUGGCCACCAGCAUCCUGGCUCGCCGGUGGCGCCACCUCUGGAAGGAUCUUCUAGUCUUGCAUUUAGACAAUAGUGAAGAGAGUCCUUAUUAUCUGCCCGGAGGGAGAGAUCGAUUUGUUGAUUUCGUCGACUCUGUUUUCGCUCAGCGCACGGCUCCCCAUGUCGAGAAGCUUCGCCUCACUUGUGAAAUACCUAUAGAUAAAAGGAAAAGCUCCAAAACAUGGUUUCGUAGUGUUGUUGGUCCCCACCUCAAAGAGCUGUAUCUCGAUUUAACUCUCCAUAACCACAAAGGAUAUGGAAGAGUCAAAUUGCCGGAAAAGGUAUUAACCAGUACAUCACUCGAGUCCCUUGUUUUGAAAGGUCGUAUGUAUUUGGUUGUUUACGAAGGAUUUGGAUGGGUUCGAUUGCCAUCUGUCAAGAACCUAGAGUUGGAUCUGGACUGUGUGGACCCGAACUCUGUUAUAUGCAGUUGCCGGGCUCUUGAAAAUCUCAAGCUCACUUUACGUGAAGCAUUCCCAACUAAGUCAUGGGAAACUCCUGAACUCCACAUGCCUCGUACGUUGAAGCGUUUAACCGUAAUACAGGCUGAUGAAACUGAAGAAGAUCUUAAUGAUAUUGAGGAACUUGUGAUAAAUACCCCGUUACUCGAAUACCUAAGUAUCACAUUAUGGGCAAGAUGCUUACAGGUUUCAAUUAGCGAUUAUCCCAACAUGGUGGAAGCUCAUCUUGAUAUUGAUCAAGACAAAGAGCAGGUUGGUUGGGUGGUUGAGCUUUUCAAGGCACUCCACCAAACAAAACUGUUGGACUUGAAACUUUCCACUAUGGAGUGCUUGCUUGUUGCUUCCCGUUUUGAGUUGCCAGAAUUUUCCCGUUUAGUUAAUCUAGAGCUUGAAAUUCCAUAUUUCGACUCUGGAUUUAUGAUAGAAUUGCUUCAUAACUGCAAUAUGCUUCAAGUUCUCACUCUUCAUAACCGGGAGAAAGUUUCCACAAUGGAACUUGAGGAACCUAAUUGUUGGAAACUGCCAACCAAGGAUCCUGAUUGUGUUAUAUCACAUCUCAAGAUUUUUGAAUUUAAAGGAUAUCAAGACUCUGCAGAUGAACAUGGAUUUGUUGCAUAUCUUUUAGAGAGAGGACCUAUUUUGGAGACAAUGAAAAUCCAUGCUGAUCCUAGUCUUGGCCUAAAGUAUAAAAAGCGCAUCCACAAGGAAUUAUCUAGGGUACCAAGGAGCUCCAAAACAUGCCAAUUAAAAGUUACCUGAAGAGCCAACAGUUACUUAUGAUGCAGUCUCUCACCGUCUCUAUUCUCUCUUCUUGAUUUGUUUUAUUUUCAUGCGUCAAUGUCACUUGUGUUCUUGAAAUAUUUGUUUAAGCUUUUGAUUUGUCUGAUCGGAUUAUUUGAAUGACUCUUCAAAACAUUGCUGGGUUUGGUUUGGUAGUUCUGGAAUUUGCUUGUACCUUCUCCCUCAAUGUCAGUAGAAUAUCUUUGACUUCUUUGA